AUGUUAAUGAAUGACCAGCCGUCCAUCGUUCCGAACGAUCAGUAUGAAGUUCUUUUGGUUCUGCCCCUCCUGGUGGCUGCGGUCUCUGCCCAGUUCGGUGGAUUCGGAGGUGGCUUGGGCGGUGGCCUCGGAGGUGGCCUCGGCGGUGGCCUCAGCAACUUGGCCUCCAAUGCGGCUAACCGCUUCCAGAGUGCUGCCAGUGGCAUUGCCAGCGUUGUGCCCAAGGUGCCGCUGCUCAGCAACGUCCAGAGCUUCGGCGACUUCUUGUCCCAAUCCGGCAAGUCCUACCUCAAUGCCGCUGAUCAGGCCCUGCACGAGGGUGCCUUCGCGGCCACCAAGAGCCUGGUGGAUGCCGGAAACGCGGCCUAUGCCGCUGGCACUUCCACCUUCAAGCAGGCGGUGAAUGCCUUCGCCGAUCUGACCCAGGGCGAGUUCCUCAGCCAGCUCACCGGUCUGAAGAUCAACCGUGCCGCCAAGGCUCGUGCCGCCUCCAGCCGUGUGGAUGUGCCCAUUCCCGAUGGCCAUGUUCCCGACUCCUUUGAUUGGCGCGCGAAGGGAGGCGUUAGCCACGUGAGAUUCCAGGGCACCUGCGGUUCCUGCUGGGCCCACGCCACAGUCGGUGCCAUCGAGGGUCAUGUCUUCCGCAAGACUGGCUCCCUGCCCGUCCUCUCCGAGCAGAACCUGGUGGACUGCGGUCCAGCCGAGGACUUUGCUCUGAACGGCUGUGAUGGUGGCUUCCAGGAGGCCGCCUUCUGCUGGAUCAACGAGGACCAGAAGGGCGUCUCUCAGCUGCCAACCUAUCCGUACUUGGACAAGCAGGACACCUGCAAGUACGACGAGAGCAAGGCGGGAGCCCACAUCAGUGGCUUCGGCACCAUUCCGCCCAAGGACGAAGAGGAGUUGAAGAAGGUGGUGGCCACCCUGGGACCCGUUGCCUGCUCGGUCUACGGCAUAGAGAGUCUGAAGAGCUAUGACGGCGGCAUCUACGAUGAUGAGGAGUGCAAUAAUUCCGCGGAGCCCAACCACGCCAUCCUGGUCGUUGGGUACGGCUCGGAGAACGGUCACGACUACUGGAUCAUCAAGAACUCCUGGGACGACACCUGGGGCGAGCAGGGCUACUUCCGUCUGCCGCGCGGCAAGAACUUCUGCCUGGUGGCCGACGAGUGCUCCUAUCCGGUGGUUUGAGCUGCUUUUGGCUUGCACCUGGAUAUGUCCAGGACAAUAUUUUUGAUCUGUGCUGAUUUCUUAAAUAAAACGAUUAAAAGGAUAUACGACAAUCAAUAAGGCUUUGAUUCCAAAAGCCGCAAAGAAGAACCUUGGCAUUGAUGCUUGUGAUUUUAACAAACACUUUCGUUGAAAUAAAUCUCUGAUUUCAAAAACUA
This is a messenger RNA of Drosophila serrata, 1382 nucleotides long. RefSeq names its product Cathepsin K2 (gene CtsK2). The record is from RefSeq and is a predicted model, not a curated record. Gene Ontology annotation, molecular function: cysteine-type peptidase activity. NCBI's taxonomy places the organism in Eukaryota, Metazoa, Arthropoda, Insecta, Diptera, Drosophilidae. Gene Ontology annotation, biological process: proteolysis.